GGCGACGCGGCCCGACUCGUCCGCCAGCGCCGCAGUCAACGCCGCGGCGCGCUCCGAGGCGAUAACUCCGCGCCACCCGCGCCCCCCGCCUUUACACCCGCGCCCUCACGUCAAAAUAAACUAAUUGAUUUACAGAAACAACUUUAUACAGUGCUACUCUCAACUUUCACCAACUCCCUGACUCUUGGAGAUAUGAUUCCGUAGUCUCUAAUUCAACGGAUAUCGAUACCUUACGGUCGUUAUGGGCCCUAUCGUGAGCGGAGCCAGACCCGUUUUAUGGCUAUCUCUUCUGCAUGGAUUCUUUUUCCUCGUCGCUGACUCUGGUACGGAGUCUCCCGAAGGCACAACAACAGACAUGUCUUCGCGACAGUUUCGUGCUGAGUUCCUACACGAGUGGCAAGGGUCUCCGGAUGCGCCAUACUUCGAUCCGGGUACGCCGAAGAAUAUUACUGGACUGGUCGGUCAUCCCGUGAGGCUACUCUGCAGGGUUAAGAACUUGAAGAAUAGGACCGUAUCAUGGGUGAGGCAUCGAGAUAUCCAUUUGCUGACUGUGGGACGAUAUACUUACACGUCGGAUCAACGGUUCGAGGCACAACACAAGCCGCGCUCCGAGGAGUGGGCACUUCGAAUCCGCAGUCCACAGCGACGCGACUCCGGCCAGUACGAGUGUCAGAUCUCGACCACACCACCCAUCGGACACGCUGUCUUCCUCAAUAUUGUAGAACCUGAGACAAUAAUAUCGAGCGGUCCCGAGCUGUUUAUCCAAGCCGGCUCCACGAUUAACCUGACAUGCACUGUUCGUCACACGCCGGAACCGCCAACUUCCAUAACUUGGACUCACGGAGACCAGAUAAUAAACUUUGAUUCUGCUCGCGGUGGAAUAUCGCUGGUAACUGAAAAGGGACUUAAAAGUACUAGUCGAUUGCUGGUCCAAAGGGCUAGAGGUCAAGAUGCCGGAGUGUACACUUGUGGACCAAACAACGCCCCUUCCUCGUCAACAAGAGUUCACGUUCUGUCCGGCGAACAUCCUGCGGCAAUGCAACAAGGCUCAGCAAGAUCGACCCUAGACAAAACAGCUUCAAUACUAUGCUGCUUAUCAAUGUUAUACGUCCUUUCGAAGCCAACGUUCAACGCUCUCGAGUUCGGGACUUGAGAACAAAGGAACUCAAAGCGAAACAAUAGCGAAAUUGAGGCCAUAAGUUGUUUUUUAUUGUAAUUUAAUCAAAGAAUCAAGCGGUGCUUGAGAAAUAGGCAAUGUUUCUCCGCUGCCGGACUCAACUUUUAAGAAACGAACGAUCGAAGAAUACAUAACUUACGAAUUGAGCCCUUUAAUAUCACAUUAAGGUUUUUUUUUGUGUAAAAUAUUACGUGACCAAAUUAAAACGACAAAUCAUGUUGGCGUUUUUUCAUUACGUCGUGAAAUAGGAACUACGUUCUUUUUUUCGUGCGAUAAAAUGGUUUCAUAAAAAGGAAGCCUGUCCUUUAUUAGACGAACACUCUUAUGAAAUUCAAUUAAAAUCCAAAAAAAUGUUUUUUUUUUCCAGAUUUUUUUUAAAUAUCAACUUUAAGGAUAAAAUUAAUUGUAGAAUAAAUAAUUUGACUAUUGUAUUUUUUAUUUCAUUCCAUUCAGAAAAGCUACAUUCCAUUGAUUUUGUGAUUUUGUUUACAUAAAUAAUAUAUAUUCGUUUUUGUUAUUAAAAGAGUUGCACUUUUAGACUAAUAUUUUUAUGCUUUAAUUGUUUACAGUUUUAAUUGCUCAUAAGUAUUCGAUUUAACAAUGCAACGAAUUUAAAAGUUUCGAAAACAACAAUGAACCGUACAUUUUAUAUUCUAUGUAAAUAAUAAUAUUAAUCAAAAGUAAUUUCGAUGCCUCCAAUGAACACUACGCUAACUCCAAAUUCGUAGGUUUACAGGAGGAGCGUUUAAACGAAAAAAGUUGAUAAAAUCUUUAUUAUUGCAAAUAUAUUUAUCGACGCUUGAAAGGCAAAAGUGACUAAGCGACAAUAACUGAUUUAAACAUAGAUGAUAGGCAAUAACCAUAUUCGAUGCGCAAAAUAAAUAAAUUUCUAGGUCUAUUAAAAUUAUUUCGAUCCUACAGCUACUAGCUAGAUUCUACUACAGCUGGAUUCGUUAAAAUAAAUUUUGAUUUCAGGUAUUUCAACUUUAAAUUAGUCUACUGUAAAGUUCACGCAUUGUCGCUUAGUCACGUUUGCCUUUCAAGCGUCGUUAUGAUUUUUUUUUGUGUAACUAGCUGAUGUACUCUUGCAUCGAACCCCAUCAAUAAUGAUUUGUAAUACUUUUAAAAUAGUGAAGCGAUUUGCGUGAAAAACGAAAAUUUCAAAAUUUUGAGUUAGAGUAGUGUUCAUUGGAGGCAUCGAUUUGUAAAUAUAAAUAUGUUAAGUGAGUGUAAAUAUGAAAAAAAUAUGAUUUGAACAAUAUAUUAUUAAAAUAUUAAUUAGGUAUUUUAUACCUUAUCAUUAUUGGAGGUAAAACGUCUAAUCUAACUUUUAUUGUAGUCGAUUUGAAUUAUAUCGAUGCAGCCCUAAAUAAAAUAAGUUUUUUUUGGUUAUAUUAUUGUAAUUUAUAUAGAGUAAUAAAAAAGUGUAAUAAAAAUGAAACCCGCAAAAUUAUAAUUUGCGUAAUUACUGGUGGUAGGACCUCUUGUGGGUCCAUGCGGGUGGAUACCACUACUCUGCCUAUUUCUGCCGUGGAGCAGUAAUGCGUUUCGGUUUGAAGGGUGGGGCAGCCGUUGUAAUUACACUUGAGACCUUGGAACUUGUAUCUCGGGGUGAGUGGCGCAUUUACGUUGUGGAUGUCUAUGGGCUCCAGUAACCACUUAACACCAGGUAGGCUGUGAGCUCGUCCACUCAUCUAAGCAAUAAAAAAAAGGCUGAGACAAAUUUUGAACCGAAAGAGUAAGAGAUAUCAAAACUACACCCGAAUCGGUAUGAAAUGGGAUUAGCAAAAGUAGAGUCGACUUAUGUUCGCGAUGUGGAGAUUUACAGAUUAUAGUCACUAAACUAUUCACGCAUACUCAAAUUAAUUCAGCACAUGAAACAACAGUAUAAUAUAAUAUAAAAUAAUUCUGUACUGUUCACAUAUUAGAAGAAUUUUUCGUAAAUUAUAUUGUUUGGACAUUUUAAACGUCACUGAAACUAUUUUUAAAAUUACAAGCUUCUUUCAUAUAUCUUAAUUUCGAAUUACUUACAGUAUCGAAAUUUUGAUGUCUGUUUUUUGUAAAUUUAACAAUAUUAACAUUACUAUUAAAAGCGCAAAAAAAAAGAAAUUGAUCAGGAAACGCGAGAUCAAGCCGAAAUACUUUUUCUGAUUUUUCUGAUGUUUUCUUAUUAUUAUUUAAGUACCAUUUCUCUAACCCAUUAUGAACCAUAUAAUAAGUCAUUAACGCAUUUGCUUAAUAAUCUCAAAUAAUUAUAGUUAAGAAUUUGUCUCUAUAAAUCCCGAUCAGAAUUCGUUAAACAUUGCUAAGCGAUUUGAAACCACAUUUCUAUUUUUGCUUCGUAGUCCCAACCAAUUUUGUUGAUACUAUUAUAUUAUUAUAUAAUCAAGGGUAAUUCUGUCGAUGUAUUCCCAAUUCCCAAUUACUUAGAUAUUUUAUAUCGCACAUGCACAUGAAUAUAAUUUGUAAAUGCGAAAAUAGUUUCAGUUUUAUCUUUGCACGAGCAAGUCAGUGUAGUGAUGUUAUGCUCAGAUGUAGCUAGACUUGAGAAACAUCGUUGAAUAGAAAAUUCUCUAUUGAAUCUGAUACAAUUAUUAAAAAUCGUUUUCCAAUUAUAUAAAAUGAAUUCAACAAUAAGCAAUUAAUAAUUUAAGACCAGCGGAAAUUGUCUAGGAACUAGCACUUGUGGAAUUUUAUUACUCAUAAUCAAUAUACUCUCGCUAUUUUAAAUUACUCGUAAUUAAUUAAAUAUGCGAAUUAUAAUAAGAUUAUAAAUUGUUCGUCAUGUAAAUGUGUGUGUAUUUAAUGAAAAUUGUUAUUUUUGUUAAAGAUAAUAAAAGUGUUUUUAUAAAUGUA
Molecule: messenger RNA, 4033 nt
Organism: Bombyx mori (domestic silkworm)
Lineage: Eukaryota; Metazoa; Arthropoda; Insecta; Lepidoptera; Bombycidae
Product: igLON family member 5
Exons: 7
Coding region: 242-1153 (303 amino acids)
Biological process (GO): synapse organization
Cellular component (GO): neuron projection membrane
Source: RefSeq, a predicted model, not a curated record